Molecule: messenger RNA, 1168 nt
Organism: Larimichthys crocea (large yellow croaker)
Lineage: Eukaryota; Metazoa; Chordata; Actinopteri; Sciaenidae
Product: E3 ubiquitin/ISG15 ligase TRIM25-like
Exons: 2
Coding region: 104-1147 (347 amino acids)
Molecular function (GO): zinc ion binding
Source: RefSeq, a predicted model, not a curated record
AACAGCAGAGCUGCAAUCAAGUCAAGUGUGAGUUUUCUCCGAAGAAAGAAAGUUCUUAACCACCUUAACACAGCAGAGUCUCUGCCAAACACUGUGGAUUGAAAUGGCUGCUGCCAGCUGUCUGUUAACUGAAGAUCAGUUUAUGUGCUCCAUCUGUCUCGAUCUAUUCACUGAUCCAGUUGCCACACCAUGUGGACACAACUUCUGCAAGGACUGCAUUACUACACACUGGGAUAUUAACGUCUUUUGCCAGUGUCCUCUGUGUAAAGAGACUUUCUACACAAGACCUGAGCUGCGGGUCAAUACUUUGAUCUCUCAGAUGGCUGCUCAGUUCAGACGGUCAGCUCAACAGGAAGCCAGCAGCAACACCUCAAGGCUCCCGUGUACCGGAUUGGAUGACAUUUCUUGUGACAUCUGCGUUGGAAACAAAUUAAAGGCUAUGAAAUCAUGUCUGGUGUGUAUGGCCUCCUACUGUGAGACUCAUCUGGAACCUCAUUUCACGGUCACUGGUCUGAAAAAACAUCAGCUAAUCAAUCCUGUUAAAAAUCUGCAAAGUAGGAUGUGUAUGAAGCACGAUAAACAACUGGAGCUGUUUUGCAAAACCGAUCAGAUGUGUGUCUGCAUGCUUUGCAUGGUUUUAGACCACAAGGCACAUGAUGUCAUUCCUCUAAAGAAAGAAUAUGAAGAAAAAAAGGCUGAGCUGGGGAAGACAGAGGCUGAAAUUCAGCAGAUGAUUCAAAGGAAACGACUGAAGAUUCAGGAGAUCAAACACUCGGUGCAGCGCAGUAAUGAAGCUGCAGACAAAGAGAAAGAAGACGGUGUUCAGGUCUUUAAUGCUCUGAGAGAGUUUGUUGAGAGAAGCCAGGCGAAGCUCAUUGAGACAAUUGAAGAGAAGCAGAGACCAAUACAGAAACAGGGUGAAAGCCUCAUCAUAGAGCUAGAACAGGAGAUUUCUAUGCUGAUGAAAAGAAGUGCUAAACUAGAGCAGGUCUCACACUCUGAGGACCACCUCCACCUCAUCCAAAGCUUCCCUUUCCUGAAUGCUGUUCCACCUACCAAGGACUGGACAGAGGUCUCCAUCUGUCCACCAACAUAUGUGGGCACUUGGAUGACAGCUGUGAAGCUGUCAUCCAAGUCACCCUCAUAAUGGUUUUUGGACGAUAUCUUU